This is a messenger RNA of Emiliania huxleyi CCMP1516, 1282 nucleotides long. RefSeq lists its product as hypothetical. The record is from RefSeq and is a predicted model, not a curated record. Lineage: Eukaryota; Haptophyta; Isochrysidales; Noelaerhabdaceae. The transcript is spliced from 3 exons. The coding region runs from base 90 to 1118 and encodes 342 amino acids.
CGUUCCGGCGACAUCCGCCUUUGCUCCACCUUUGCAGCGACAGCCAGCGGCUGGACCGGCGCACCGGCGGCCGGGAGCCACCCCAGCUCAUGGAGACGCUGCUCGUGGAGACGCGGGCCUCCUCCUCCUCCUCCCGCCGGCGCACGGCGCUCGUCCUCGCCUGUGCGCUGUGCGGCCUUAUCCUGGGCUGCGUCCCUGCGGCGCUCCGCCGCCGCGACGCGCCCAGGCUGCAGGCGUGGGAGUUCGCCGAGCUGCCGCUCGACGGCCGCUGGGACGCGAUCACCGACCUCUGGGAGCGGCCCCUCUGCGGCAACUUUUGCGGCUCGAUGUGGUGCAACGGCGGCUUCCUGAGCGAGUGGGACGCGGACAGCGAGCACUGCGGCCCCGAGUACGGCGACGUGAGCCGGUCGGCGGACGGGCGGCCGUCGUGCAUGGACGCGUGCUGCCGCGAGCACGACAUCUGCUGCGCGCCGGGUGGCACCGACCUCGGCGCCACGCGCGGCUGCAACGCCGGCCUCGCACGCUGUCUCGAGCGGUGCGGCGAGGGCGACGGGCGGGACGACGCGUGCGAGGGCCUGAUCUCGCUCGGCAUGUCGGCGAUGCACGGCACGGAGCUCUGCUGCGGCCGCCCCUGCCCCGCCGCCGUCUACACUGCGCGGGCGAGCGCCGCCCUCACGCCCGUCCUCGCGCCGUACCUCAACUACACGCUCGGCACGGCGAAGCACGUGACGAGCCACCUGGAGGAGGGCUCCGAGAGGGUUCUGAGCCGCUUCCGAGCGGGCUCGCGGACUGUCCACUCCGCGGCCCGCGGCGCGGCCGAGAGCGUCACCGCCUUUUGCAACGACACCCUCGCCACCGCGCGGCGGAGCGUCGCGACGGCCGUCGCUUGGCCGCGCUGGCCGCGCUGGCCGUGGAGGGCGAUUUGGGGCGCGCAUGAUGGCCACCGUUCGCCGGCGGCGGAGGCUGCGGCGGAGGAGGCUGCUGCCGAGAGGGCUGGCGGCGAGGCUGCAGCUGCGGCCGCGGCGCCGGCCGGUGUGAGUAGUGACCGGCGCCGCGGCGGCUGGUUCAGCCUCAUGCACACGCACAUGUUCGCUAGGUGGGGUCGGAGCCGUACAUAGAGUCGUAGGUAGGACACGAGGUUAGAGGUUGCGCAUCAUAGGAGGUCAUACAGUAGCUUAGACAGUAAGGUCUCGUGCGGAAAAGCCCCGCGUGGUCGUCGGGUGUGCGUGUCGCGGGUUAGCCUUGUGAUACCGUUUUCGUGAGACUCUACAGACUACACAGU